UUAGAGGAUGGGAUCCAUUCCCAAUUAAAGUCUUGCUCUUGCUCCUGUUUAUAUUCUAUCCAUCCAAAUCCAUCCAUACCUCUUCCUUCCUGGUCUUGUUAGUAUAACACAACUCAACUAGUUGUAAGCAAGCACAGCACAGCACAAAAGCAAAACCAUUUUUUAAAAAUAAAUCACAGAAUCUCUUUGUUUGUUUUAGAAUUGGAAGAUGAGCCCUUGAUUCCGUGUCUGUGUCUGCGUUUGAUUCCGAAUGGGUUGUUUUUCGUGUUUCGAUUCCAAGGAGGAUGAGAAGCUCAAUCCUAAUCCGACCCACCAAAUCCAUGAUCAUAAUCAUAUUUCCAGAUUACCCUCUGCCUCUGCAGGAGUAGACAAGCUACGCCCAACAAGUAAUGGAGCCUCCAAAAGGGAAUUGCCAGCACCUGGCCUCAAGGACAAAGACAAGGACAAGGACAAGGACAAGGACAAAGACAAGGACAAGGACGGACUUGCAGCUGUCCAAAUUGCCGCUCAAACUUUUACUUUCCGUGAACUUGCAGCUGCUACCAAAAACUUCAGACCCCAGUCCUUUAUAGGGGAAGGUGGUUUUGGAAGGGUCUACAAGGGGCGCCUCGAAACCACUGCCCAGGUUGUUGCUGUUAAACAGUUGGACAGAAAUGGUCUCCAGGGUAAUCGGGAAUUUCUUGUUGAGGUUCUCAUGCUUAGUCUUCUACACCACCCUAACCUUGUGAAUCUCAUUGGAUACUGUGCGGAUGGAGACCAACGCCUCCUGGUUUAUGAAUUUAUGCCACUGGGAUCAUUGGAAGACCACCUUCAUGAUCUUCCCCCUGAUAAGGAGCCCUUAGAUUGGAACACUAGGAUGAAAAUAGCUGCUGGUGCUGCAAAAGGAUUGGAAUACCUACAUGACAAGGCAAAUCCUCCAGUCAUUUAUAGGGACUUCAAGUCAUCUAAUAUAUUACUUGAGGAAGGUUUUCAUCCAAAGCUUUCUGACUUUGGUCUAGCAAAGCUUGGUCCUGUUGGUGACAAAUCACAUGUUUCCACCCGUGUCAUGGGAACUUAUGGUUACUGUGCUCCUGAGUAUGCUAUGACUGGGCAACUGACAGUGAAGUCUGAUGUAUAUAGUUUUGGGGUAGUAUUUUUGGAGCUGAUUACUGGCCGUAAAGCCAUUGACAGCACUCUGCCCCAUGGAGAACAAAACCUUGUCACAUGGGCACGCCCAUUGUUCAAUGACCGCAGGAAGUUUCCAAAGUUGGCAGAUCCCCGGCUGCAGGGGCGGUAUCCCAUGCGCGGUCUUUACCAAGCUCUAGCUGUGGCAUCAAUGUGCAUUCAAGAGCAGGCAGCAGCACGUCCUCUGAUUGGUGAUGUCGUGACGGCACUCUCUUACCUGGCCAAUCAGGCUAAUGACAUUAACAAUGCUGGGCAUGAUAAAAGGAGCAGAGAUGAUAAAGGUGGCAGAAUAUUGAAAAAUGAUGAAGGUGGAGGAUCUGGAAGAAGAUGGGAUUUGGAAGGAUCGGAGAAAGAUGACUCCCCACGUGAAACUGCGAGGAUAUUAAACAGGGAUCUUGAUAGGGAACGUGCUGUAGCUGAAGCCAAGAUGUGGGGAGAGAACUGGAGGGAAAAAAGACGACAAAGUGUGCAGGGCAGUUUUGAUGGUUCUAAUGCCUAGUUUCCAUUGUGCAAAUCCCAGCACCGUCUUUUUAUCUUAGUUGCGGCCAUGCAAUGCAAGGUGGAAAUUUUUGGGAGCUUUCUUUUGGCUGAUUUAGGGCAAGUCUGGAUAACCAAUUUGGCCAUUUACCGGGUUCUCAUUUGUUUACAAAAUCUGUCUGCUGGCCAUUUCUUGUGGCUGCUACGAAACAUAAUGAACCUGGUACCAAAAUCUUUCUAACUAAGCCUUUCAUGCACUUUGUUAUGUAUUUUGCCUCAUUGACACGAGUAUAUUGGAGUUGGACAGUGUACAUUAUUUGCUAGAACUAGGAGUGUCAAGGUUAUAUGACUGGCGUUUUCAAAAA
Molecule: messenger RNA, 2006 nt
Organism: Lotus japonicus
Lineage: Eukaryota; Viridiplantae; Streptophyta; Magnoliopsida; Fabales; Fabaceae
Product: serine/threonine-protein kinase PBS1
Exons: 5
Coding region: 251-1663 (470 amino acids)
Biological process (GO): protein phosphorylation
Molecular function (GO): protein kinase activity; ATP binding
Source: RefSeq, a predicted model, not a curated record